Messenger RNA from Cyphomyrmex costatus, 1005 nucleotides. RefSeq names its product homeobox protein Nkx-2.5. Gene Ontology annotation, biological process: cell differentiation; regulation of transcription by RNA polymerase II. The record is from RefSeq and is a predicted model, not a curated record. Gene Ontology annotation, cellular component: nucleus. Gene Ontology annotation, molecular function: RNA polymerase II cis-regulatory region sequence-specific DNA binding; DNA-binding transcription factor activity, RNA polymerase II-specific. Lineage: Eukaryota; Metazoa; Arthropoda; Insecta; Hymenoptera; Formicidae. The transcript is spliced from 3 exons. The coding region runs from base 1 to 1005 and encodes 334 amino acids.
AUGGAGGACGAGAAACACAGCGAAGCUUCGCCGAAACCCCUUCAACCGACCCCCUUCAGUAUCGCCGAUAUUCUGAGUCGAAAAAACACGGGCGCGGAUUCGAGGAGAUGCGAGAAGAUCCAAGCCACGAUCUCCAUGCCGGCGAGACGACACAAUAAUCGUGAAUAUGAACGCGUGGAGAACGAGCAGUUCGACGGUAGCUACGAUCACGAUCAGGUGAUUCAUUAUCCAAGAUUGCCCACUCCGGAGCUGAAUAUGGCGCACGAGCUGGAUAUCUUGAGGAGGAACUUGGCGCAGGCAAAUCUGUCAAAUUUCGGCGGCAUCCCGCACUUGACCCAAGGGACUUUUAAGAAUCACUUCGAGACCCUGGGUAACCUAACGGCCUAUCAAUCCGUUAAAGAACCGGAAACUUCGCACCGACAGCAAGACGAAGCCUUGGACAUGAGUAAAAAUAAAUAUCUAGACGAGGCGGAGGACGACGCGUACGAAUCGCAAAAUUCAGGCCAAAGUUUACAGAACAGGAAAAAGCGCAGCAGAGCGGCAUUCUCGCAUGCGCAAGUCUACGAGCUGGAAAGAAGAUUUGCCGCUCAAAAAUAUUUGUCGGGUCCAGAAAGGGCAGAUCUAGCACGUGGCUUGAAACUAACGGAGACGCAAGUGAAGAUCUGGUUUCAGAAUCGACGAUACAAGACUAAGCGGCGCCAACAGCAGGAAUUGGGCGCCCUCGUAAACUCUGGAAGCGCCAGGCGCGUGGCUGUACGCGUUCUGGUACAUCCGGACGAACAUCUGAGGGGAUUGCCUCUUCGUGGUUCCGGACAACUUCCCGGACAAAUGUCGAGCCCGCAGAUUCAUCCGGCGAACAAAGCGCUCGGUGGUUUCCCGUAUUAUUGUCUGCCAUAUCAUCCGCUACUCUGUCCGCCCAUGCAUGCCACUCAUGUUCAGGUACAAAACCCGAUCACAUCCGAUUUUGAUCCAAAUCAUAUCUCGAAAAUCAAGGACGAGAAGUGA